Messenger RNA from Dioscorea cayenensis subsp. rotundata (Guinea yam), 964 nucleotides. Its product is annotated as SKP1-like protein 11. Bases 85 to 642 code for a protein of 185 amino acids. Gene Ontology annotation, biological process: SCF-dependent proteasomal ubiquitin-dependent protein catabolic process. Gene Ontology annotation, cellular component: cytoplasm; nucleus. The record is from RefSeq and is a predicted model, not a curated record. Gene Ontology annotation, molecular function: cullin family protein binding. The transcript is spliced from 2 exons. Lineage: Eukaryota; Viridiplantae; Streptophyta; Magnoliopsida; Dioscoreales; Dioscoreaceae.
UCUUCUUCACCAAAACAUCUCGCGAUUUCGCUGUGCUUCUUCUCCUCCUUCUCCUGCUCAUCUUGAGCUCCCUCUCGAUCGAUCAUGGCUUCCAUUAAUGCGCCAGAGGAGGUGAAGAAGAAGAAGAAGAAGGUGAACCUGAUAAGCUCUGAUGGAGAGUGGUUCGAAGUCGAAGUGGAUUUGGCGAAGCAGUCGCCGAUCAUCGCCCCGGCUGUCCAGAAACACGAAGGAGACGAUCCUCCCACCAUCUCUAUCAAUGUCCGCUCCGAUAUCCUCCUCAAGAUCAUCGAUUACUGGGAGACGCACGCUCAAGAAGAACCCGAAUCCGUAAGGGAGAAGAACGAACUUUGGGACACGGAAUUCGUGAAGAUGGAUAAGCCUGUUCUCUACGCUGUAAUUGAGGCAGCUCAUUAUCUGGAAAUGACAAAGUUGGUGGACCUUACAUGCCAGAGAGUUGCUGACAUGCUUAAGGGCAAAACCGUAGAAGAAAUGCGUGAGAUUCUUGGCAUAGAAAGCGAUCUCACCAAAGAGGAAGAGGAUGCGAUCCGGCAGCAGAACUCCUGGGCCUUCGAGGAUGACAUCCCCGGACGAGGAGCCAAAAGCUUAGCCAUCCUGCUGCAUUGCAACAAAACUAUUCAAUAGUGUGCAUUGAGAUAAUAGUGUCAAUGGUUUAAAUUCACGUUUAUUACCACGUUUCAUUUUUCUUCGUUGAUUUAAUUCAAUGCACAUAAUCCUAGAGCAAAACUUUUGUCUCAACAAAGUGCUCUGGAAUUGUAGAUACAGAAUUGGACUUUGUACAAUUGAUUCUUGGCUCUGUCUGACAAGGUUUGCCUUUGUAUUUGGCUAUUUUCAGUAGGUUUGCUCUUCAUGCUUGCUCUGUACUAUGGCAACCUAUUGUCACUGGUAUAUACUGGUUGUGUGUGAUAGACCAUAUAUAUAUAUGAUAUUUGUAGUGCUAUUUUGU